UAUGGCAGACUGGAGGUCUAUUACAGGGGACAAUGGGGGACAGUGUGUCAGGACAAUUUCAGUCCAAAUGAUGCAAAAGUGGCUUGUCGUCAACUAGGGUUCUCAAGCUACACUCGAUAUGGAACAGUUGUAGCGCUAGGUUUCUCCCAAGCUUCAUCAUCCACUCGGACAUGGCUGGAUGAGCUUCGUUGUCGAGGAACUGAGAGAAGACUCAUUAAUUGCCCUGCUAACCCUAUCGGAGUUGAAGAUUGCACCCAUUUUGAAGAUAUUGCCUUGGUCUGUACUGGAGGUACUACAACUGGAGGUACUACAACAUCGGCAUCGGCGUCCAGCGUAUCUAUCAGUAUUGGAGUAACUGUUCCUAUCAUCUUCGUGUGUUUGAUUAUCAUCUCGUUCCGUUUUAUCAUAAGAUUUUGUUGCCUGAAUCGCUCCCCACCCAGGACUCUAAACACUAACACUACGUCGACAGCUACAACGACCGUCACAAAUACACAAAAUACAGCCUACUCCAUGAACCAAAGAUCCCCAAACUCUAAUCAGCCUCCCCCUCCAAAUGUUCAUGGACCUCAACCAGCAGCUGCCUACCCGACUGGACAAUAUGCCACCCCCUCGUACUACACAUCCUACCCUCAGCAACCCCCAGCCACUGCAAAACCCCCCUCUGCAGUGUAUUUUUCUGGUGGAGAAGCCCCUCCACCAUAUCCAGGCUAACUUUUGAUGUCUCAUAUUAUAGCUCAAUUUCGUAGUUCAAUAUUCUCUUUUCCAAUUUAUCACAAAACUGCUAUUAUAAUCCAUACAUGCUUGCAUGGUAUUCGGCCAGAAACUGUCAAUUCUUUCAUCUCCCAAAUACGAACUUUUCAACUUUGAGCUGGGAAACUGUUUGAUAGAUAAAAAACUGGCUAAUAAUUUUAGGACUUAGUGCUUUCACUUUCUAGAUACACUUUACAUGACCCCAGUAUGUGCCUAUAAAUAAGAAGCCCUAUUUAGCUAUAAUAUUAUACAGUGUUGGAUCAUGAAUAACAUUAAUAUUGGGAUUCGCAUCACUAACACCACAGACACUAUGAUGUCAGAGGUCAAUAACACAAUUCAAGGGUCAAAUACAUGAGGAAGUUGUGCACAUUUGAGGCCAGUAACGUAACUUUAUAUAUAAUUAUGGUAUAUUAUAAAACCUCAAUAAAGGGGCACGUGAUGCGUAACUUCUUCUUUUUCUUUCUUGCCUCCAACACCUCCGAAUUAACAGACAAACUUCCUGCACCAACUUGUGAGUCUCCAUGCACUGUAUACCUUUCUAUGCAUGCGCACCAGGCAUAAUAAUGGUUGGAGACUUCACUACAGUACAUACAAGUUGUCACCGCUGAUGGCAUGAACUUGUAUGUACUCAACGCCCUGCAGUUAUGUAGUCAAUGCUACCAACAGGUAAAUAUAGUUGUAAGUAUAUAUUAUACGCAGCAAAAACACAUAAUUAUGUUAUAUGGGAUGCAUCUACAAUCGUCAUGUUAGCCGCCAUGCACCGUAUACAGUCAGUAGCCUACUAUAGCCUUAUCUAAGUUAUUGCAGUAAGACCAAAUUAUAUAGGUCACAGUUUGUUAUUAUAGUAAGGGUGAAAUUGCCAGGGACUGACAAACUGACUGACAACGUGAGUGUGUAUGGGGAAUAACCCAACAGGAUAUAAACAGGACAUGAAAGAAGAUAUUAAAGGGUGAUCACACUAUAUACACACAAGCAUGCAGAAGUACAGCUUUGAUACAAGUGUAAUAAGGAUAAAGGUUAGUGACCUAACAUCAACACAUCAUGCAGUCACAUGAAUGAUCCCACCAGUUCAUACCACCCACAUGACAUCCUAUACACAUGGUUGAGAGCUGUAUAAAAGUUGUGCUUUCAUGAAUUGCAAGAAAAAUUUUACCAAUGAUGAAUUGUUUACUGUGGAAGACAGCUACUCUCCUGAGCCUGGUUUGGGCUGUUGGAGGACAAUCAGAUGGAGAUCUGAGGCUGGUAGACAGGUCAGGUGGAACAGAAGGCUCCUCUGGCAGACUGGAGGUCUAUUACAGUGGACAAUGGGGGACAGUGUGUGAUGACAGCUUCACUCCAAAUGUUGCAAGUGUGGCUUGUCGUCAACUAGGGUUCUCCACCGCCACUCGAUACGGAACAGUUGGAACACUAGGUUUCUCCCAAGCUUCAUCAACCACUCGGACAUGGCUGGACGAUCUUGGUUGCUCAGGAAAUGAGAGAAUACUCAUUAAUUGUCCUGCUAGCCCUAUCGGAGUUGAAGAUUGUACCCAUUCAGAAGAUGUGGCCUUAUCCUGUACUGGAAGAACUACAAGUUCUCCAACUGGAGAUCUGAGGCUGGUGGACAACUCAGGCCAAACAGGAGGCUCCUCUGGCAGACUGGAGUUCUUUUACAAUGGACAAUGGGGGACAGUUUGUCAGGACAACUUCAGCCCAAAUGAUGCAAUAGUGGCUUGUCGUCAACUAGUGUUCCGGCCAUACAUUCGAUAUGGAACAGUUGGAAGGCUAGGUUUCUCUGAAGCUUUAUCAUCCACUCGGACAUGGCUGGACGAGCUUCGUUGUCGAGGAAUUGAGAGUAGACUCAUUAAUUGCCGUGCUAACACUAUCGGAGUUGAAGAUUGCACCCAUUCAGAAGAUGUGGCCUUGAUCUGUGCUGCAAGUUUUGCAAGCACUGCAAGCCCAAAUGGAUACCUGAGGCUGGUAAGCAACUCAGGUCGAACAGGAGGCUCCUCUGGCAGACUGGAGUUCUAUUACAAUGGACAAUGGGGGACAGUGUGUCAGGACAACUUUGACUCAAGUGAUGCAAGAGUGGCUUGUCGUCAACUAGGGUUCUCAACCUACACUCAAUACGGAACAGUUGGAACGCUAGGUUUCUCCCGACCUACAUCAUAUGAUACUCGGACAUGGUUGGACGAGCUUCGUUGUCGAGGAUCUGAGAGCAGACUCAUUGAUUGUCCUGCUAAUGCUAUCGGAGUUGAAGAUUGCUUCCGUUUUGAAGAUAUUGCCUUGUACUGUACUGGAUCAUUGGUGUCCAGCGUAUCUAUCGGUGUUGGAGUGUCUGUUCCUGUCAUCAUCAUCAUUUUCGUGUUUGUGAUUAUCGUCUUGUCCCGUAGUAUCAUAAGAAGGCGUUGCCUGAAUCGCCCCCCACCCAGGAAUCUAAACACUAACACUACGUCGGCUACAACGACCGUCACAAAUACACAAAAUACAGCCUACUCAAUGAACCAAAGAUCCCUAAACUCUAACCAGCCUCCCCCUCCAAAUAUGCAUGGGCCUCAACCAGCACCUACCUACCCGACUGGACAAUAUUCCGCCCCCUCGUACCACACGUCCUACCCUCAGCAACCCCCAGCCCCUUAUCCUCAGCAACCCCCAGCCCCUGAAAAACCGCCCCCUGCACUGUAUUUUUCUGGCGGAGAAGCCCCUCCACCAUAUCCGGGAUAACUAUAUAUGCAUGCAUGGGUAUAAUGCCCACAAUUCAAGUACCUAUUGACCGAUAGUGAUAGCAAAUUAGUAUAUCUGCUGUAUAUACUUGAUGUCUCAUAGCUCAAUUUUCAUCUCUCCUUCUGAUAUUAAAUUUGUUGUCAGAAUAAUUAUGAUAAAGCACUUA
Messenger RNA from Halichondria panicea, 3616 nucleotides. RefSeq names its product soluble scavenger receptor cysteine-rich domain-containing protein SSC5D-like. Gene Ontology annotation, cellular component: membrane. Bases 1906 to 3450 code for a protein of 514 amino acids. Lineage: Eukaryota; Metazoa; Porifera; Demospongiae; Suberitida; Halichondriidae. The transcript is spliced from 10 exons. The record is from RefSeq and is a predicted model, not a curated record.